This is a messenger RNA of Menidia menidia (Atlantic silverside), 5219 nucleotides long. The record is from the annotation of a GenBank genome assembly. Lineage: Eukaryota; Metazoa; Chordata; Actinopteri; Atheriniformes; Atherinopsidae.
AGAGGUGCAUACUGAAAUGGGAAAAAAAUCAAUUGUGUCAAGAUCGCAGAAGGGCGCGUCCCAGAGAGCGCAGCCGCGCGUCCGAUCCGAGGAGAGACUCCCAAAACUUCUACGUCGCGAGCUACCAGUGUCCCCAUGGAGCUGAAUUUCGCCAAGUGUUGAAGUGUGACCGACAUGUGUGAUUUCGUCCGCGGGUUUCAAAAACUUAUGAGAGAAAACCGCGACUGGGGACUAAAAUGUCGAACCGAGAGCGAAACAAAAAGAUCUUACUGGAACUGGCAAAGCAAGCGGACAACAGCCGGUGCGCGGACUGCGGAGCGGCCGAUCCAGACUGGGCAUCCUACAAGCUGGGGGUGUUUGUGUGUCUGAACUGCUCUGGGAUCCACCGCAGCCUCUCCAGUCGUGUCAAAUCCAUCCGGUUAGACUUCUGGGAGGAUGAACUAGUGCAGUUCAUGAAGUCAAAUGGCAACGCCAGCGUCCGAGCCGUGUAUGAGAAAAGCGUUCCACCAUACUACUAUCGACCCCAACAAAACGACUGCAGUAUCCUCAGGGAGCAGUGGAUUCGGGCUAAAUAUGAGAGGAUGGAAUUCACAGGAGAAACCAAGUAUCCCCCGCUCUCAUACACCACAGGUUUCUAUGAAGGAAUGCUGUGGAAGAAAGGGAAAGACAACUCACAAUUUCUAAAGAGGAAGUUUGUGCUGUCAGAGAGGGAAUUUACCCUGACGUACUACAACAAGGAAGAUGAGUCCAAAGGCCCUAAAGCUGUAAUCUCCAUUAAGGACCUAAACGCCACCUUUCAGCCACAGAAGAUUGGUCAUCCUCACGGGCUGCAGAUCACUUACCAGGACGAAGAUCACACCAGGAACCUUUACGUGUAUCACGAGAGCUCUGAGGAAAUAGUCACAUGGUACAAUGCCAUCCGCGCUGCUCGCUAUGCAUACCUGAAGACAGCAUAUCCAACUGGAAGUGACGAAGAGCUGAUACCAAAGAUAACAAGAAACUACCUCAAAGAGGGAUACAUGGAGAAGACGGGGCCGCUGCAAAAGGAGCCAUUCAAAAAGAGGUGGUUUAUUUUAGACUCCGAAAGCAGGAAGCUGUUCUACUUCAAAGACCAGUUGGAUGCCGAGGAGUUAGGUGUCAUUUUCAUCGGCCCAGAGAGCAACGGUUAUUCUGCAAGGGAGUGCGUCCCAGGGCACGCUCGGGGAAACAAGUGGAGGUUUGGUGUCACAGUGGAGACGCCAGAGCGACAGUUUGUGUUCAUGUGUGAGAAGGAGAGGGAGCAGAAAGAGUGGCUCGAUGCCCUCAGAAAGGUCCUGUCCAAGGUCAUGUCACCACAGGAUUAUGCAGCGAAAGUGGGGAAGACAUCGCUGAUUAUGUCUCUGGUCAGCGAGGAGUUUCCAGAUGAGGUUCCGCUCAGAGCUGAAGAGAUAACCAUCCCAGCUGAUGUCACCCCAGAAAGGGUGCCGACACAUAUUGUGGACUACUCAGAAGCCGAACAAUCAGAUGAACAGUUGUAUCAAGAAAUCUCCAAGUGCUCUGCCAAAAACUUGAAAAACAUCUCAGAGCUCUUUUACUACGCCCAGAAGGCUGUUCUCCACCCAACAGGACCCCUGUAUUGCCCGGAGGAGAAGGAGCUGAAACUGUCGUGCAUUAAGGCUUUAACUAGAAUAUUCAAAGUGUCUGACCUGGACAACGAUGGGAUCCUAAAUGACAACGAGCUCAAUUUCUUUCAGAGGACCUGUUUUAAUACGCCACUAGCGCCCCAAGCCUUAGAGGAUGUAAAGAAUGUUGUCAGGAGGAACAUGAGCGACGGAGUGAAGGACAACGGGCUCACACUCAAAGGCUUCCUGUUCCUGCACACUCUCUUCAUACAGCGUGGUCGACAUGAGACCACCUGGACUGUGCUGAGGAGGUUCGGUUAUGAUGAUGAUCUGGAGCUCACGCAGGAGUACCUGUUCCCCCUGUUAAAGAUUCCUCCUGACUGCACCACAGAGUUAAACCACAACGCUUACCUCUUUCUGCAGAGUGUCUUUGACAAACAUGACAAGGACAGAGACUGUGCUCUGUCACCAGAGGAGGUGAAGGACUUGUUCAAAGUGUUUCCCUACAUGCCCUGGGGUCCAGAUGUCAACAACACGGUGUGCACGAACGAUAAGGGGUGGAUCACAUACCAGGGAUACCUCUCCCAGUGGACACUAACUACGUAUUUGGAUGUGCAGCGGAGUUUGGAGUAUUUAGGUUAUCUUGGCUACUCCAUCAUCUACGAGCAGGAGUCCCAAGCGGCUGCCAUAACUGUAACGCGUAACAAGCGCAUCGACCUGCAGAAGAAGCAGACCCAGCGCAGCGUCUUCCGCUGCAACGUCCUGGGUGCGCGGGACAGCGGGAAGAGCGGCUUCCUUCAAGCUUUCCUCGGCAAAAACCUGCAGCAACAGAGGCGAAUCAGAGAUGACCACAAGUCUUUCUACGCCAUCAGUACGACCUAUGUUUACGGUCAGGAGAAGUACCUGCUGUGUAUUACAGCAUCAGCACUGGCAGAUAAUCCCUCCAUCUGCAUGCACUGUCUUCCCUUUCUGGUCCCUGUCCUGUCCACUCACCAAAAGCUCCACGAGGUGAUGCCAGACUUCGACUUGCUGACAGAGGCAGACUUGAUCUGUGAUGUAGUCUGCCUGGUGUACGACGUGAACGAUCCCCGCUCCUUUGAGUACUGCGCUAAAGUGUACAAGGUGUGUGAACGGCAGGCGGCUUCUCACCAGAGGCCUGAAUGCGAGCUCACACUGGUGACAUUAAACGCUUGCGUUCUGCAGAAAUACUUCAUCGACAGCAAGACGCCAUGCGUGGUGAUAUCGGCCAAGUCCGACCUGCACGAGGUGCGGCAGCACUACAGCCUGACGCCACACGACUUCUGCCGUAAGCACAAGCUCCACCCCCCCCAGCCGUUCACCUGCAACAGCGCCGAGGCUCCCAGCAAAGACCUCUACACCAGACUAACCACUAUGGCCAUGUAUCCCCACGUCCGCCUCCGCUGCAUGUGUUCCUGCAACAGGUGCACUUAUUGCCUGUGUCAGAACCUCCUGAAGUCGGAGCUGCUGCGCAGUCUUAAGGCCCAACUCCGCAGGGUCGUUUACAACAGGUUCAUACAGGAGGAUUUCAGCCUGUGGCAGCGGGCUUCGGCCGUCUCCCACCUGGAGGAGUCCAUUUAUAUGGAGGCCUCAGAUGAGCAGCCAAUGUCUCCUCAAAGGCACAUGGCUCAGGCUGACCUGAAGAACUCCACCUUCUGGCUGCGGGCGAGCCUCGGCGCCACAGUGUUCGCCGUGCUGGGCUUCGCCAUGUACAGAGCACUCCUCAAACAGCGGUGAUCGGACAGCUACAUCCUCCUGGGUCCCUCCGUCGCCUCCGCCCCUCCUCUAUUACCUGAAAGGUUUCAAAAGACUGGCUGAACAACCAACCAAACGUCGAACUCCACCUCAUCCCCUCCUCACAAUGCGACUUGAGCAUGAAACAAAUGAGAGUAUUUUUUAUAUGGGAGUGUGUUUUGUGUGUGUGUUGUGGCUGAAAGGGGCAGUUGUAAAUCACUCCGUUUAGUUAUUGCAGACAUUCUGAGAUCUUUUGGUGUAGCCUAGGUCAGAUUACAGUCGUAGUCACUGGAUUAUAUCAGCAGAUCCAGUCCUUUUUUUUGUUUUUGAUUUUUUCCCCCCUCAGGUCAGUACAUUUAGCUAGAUAUUUGGAGACCAGAAAGAGGCAGCCAAACUGACACCACUAAGGGACUUAAACCUGUUUAUAGAUGUGUAUAUGCAGUAUAUUAUGUAUGUAUUACCCCAAAAUGUAGGACCUGUAGACAGCCCAACAGGAGGUGUUUGGACAAAUGGCGUUCCAUCUAACUCCCGAAAGGUCAUGGAUGCCACACAACUUGUUUAAUUUGUGUGUUAAUUUAUUAACCUGUUUUGAGUGCACUGCAUGAAACAGAUUUUUCAUGUAUUUUUGUAUUUAGUAUUAUCAAAGCUGUCUUUAUGGCUCAUCAUUUAUCAGUGCUUUUAUUUUCCUGCUUUUGAAAAGCACUUUGACCCCUCGUUAUAUUUUUAUGGCGGCACCAUGGUUCAAGAGAUUCUGCUACUAAUAAAAGCUUUGCAACACACCCCUCCCACCUUAAAACGAUGAAAGCAUUUCCUCUCAUUCUUCUCUUUUCCAUCAUUUCCAAUAAAGAAUGGUUUAAUCUGACACAGCUGUUUCUGUCUCCAUUGGAGAAAAGUUUUGGCACAUUUGACUGUAAGGAAAAAUAGAAAAAAAAAUGGUGGAAGUCUGUGUGUCCAAAAAUGAAUGCUACAUCAUCUGUUUUUUAGAUGAUCUGGGGUUUCUGUGGGCCAGAACAGAGAAGUGAGUUAGUUAUGAGGCUCUGAACAAAACUGCUCUGGGCUUCAGUGAGGAGGAAGUCCCAGCACAUGUGCAGGUAGAAUGAGUGGCAGCAGCCGGGGGGGCACAGUCUGAGCUGAUCUCCCACCAGGGGCUAACAUGUCUGCAGAUGAAUCCACAUUACUGUUUGAGGGCUUUCUCCAGAAAAGAAAAGACACUCUGAAAAUUAUAUGGGCGACAUACUGGUUCAGACUUCAAAACACAGCCCUGUUCUUCUACACUAAGAAGAACGGCAGUGCUUUACACUUGAGAGGGUACUACUACAUAUGUUCAGUAAGUCACUCGCUGUUUAUUACUGCUGUUUUGUUGGGACAUGAUUAACAGAUCCUGAAAACUUUCACGUACACAGACCUGCAUGUACUAUUGUUUCAUUUUCUCUUCCUUUAAAUUGGCUGCUUAAUGGAGCUGGUUGGGGUGGGGACUAUAACCCUGAUGUUGCUGGAUUGUUAAUUAUAUGGCAGUAUCUUUCAAAAAUUAAAAAUAUGGGCUCAUAAUUUGUGCGUGCAAUGUUGAUUUCUUUGGGGUUUGUUCUACUGGAAAGCAGUUCACCAAUUUCCAUAAUUUGUGGGUUUUGAUGUUUAUUGUCGUGCAAAGUGAGCAUUUGUGUGUUUACAAUGUAAAAGUAAUUGUGAGGUGCUUUUAAUCUACUUUCAAUUGAGAGUAAGCAGCUUUAUUUUUUCUGCUUGCUCACAACUAUUUUAGGGAAUAUCAGUUUCACAUCUUUCACAACUGUGAUGUGUCAGUGUGCAUGUCAGUCUGAGUUCUUUUUUGUGGCUGAGAAUCAUUUAUACAUGUGGGUUCGUUGCAGUGCA